This is a messenger RNA of Macrobrachium nipponense, 5982 nucleotides long. RefSeq lists its product as uncharacterized. NCBI's taxonomy places the organism in Eukaryota, Metazoa, Arthropoda, Malacostraca, Decapoda, Palaemonidae. The transcript is spliced from 6 exons. Bases 727 to 3840 code for a protein of 1037 amino acids. The record is from RefSeq and is a predicted model, not a curated record.
UAAAUAACAAAACAAAAGUAGAGAACCGAUGUAGAUACUACACAUAAAUUAAACGUGGUUUGGCAACUGUCUAAAGCUUCAAGUACAGGAAGUUCCAGUGAUAAGAUUCAACCUUGGUGUUUAUCUCCAUGCACACAGUGACACAGCUGAUAGUUCAGUUGUUUUCAACCUUACGCUCAGUGUUGAUCAUUACUUAGUAUUCAAGAAGGUCUAGACCCUGGUAUUUAAUAUGGCGUUCAUACCAUGACAUGGAAUUACGUUAGUUGUUCAUUCGAAGAACAGAAAAUUAGCUUUCAUUUUAAGAUCAGGUAGUCAACACAGAAGAGGAAACUUUCUACCCAUCGUAUCUCGGUAUCAAGGAAGUGUACGAAUUUGCUGAACGUGAGAAGCGGCCCCAGUCAUCCUGUUUGCAAGGAAGAUCUCAACCUUCAUAUUGCCAACACUUGUUAAGAGGACUGUGAGGUGUUCUUCCCUGCAAAAAUUAAUUUCUAGGCAUGGUACAGAUUUAAAAUAAAAGCAAGUAAACCUCUCAAUGGAAAAUCAGUGAUGUAAUUCAAAUCAUAUCUCAGUACCAGUGUCUACAUUGAGUUAUGAUAACGGUCACAUAAAUCGGUAACUCCACGUGCAAUUGUGAAAGAUCUGGUUUUAUGCAAAUUUUACCACCGUUUUUACAAGCCAACCUGCAGUUUUAGCAAAUUGAUCUGUGUAAGUUUUAUGGCGUAGGUUAUGGCAGCUAAAUAUCCGUUUUCGAAGGAAACCUAUAAUGGGUUUCUUUUGAGAAUGAUCUUAGACGAGGUGGGAUCUAAGCUAUUGAGAGAGAUCCAUGAGCUUGCUUGUAAACAAGAAGGCAUAACUAACCCUUUGAAUCCUGAGAAUGAUAUAAACAAUUGGAUUAGUCAUUUGAAAGAUCUAUCAACUGAUGAUUAUUCCUCUUGUGAAGGCUUGGGGAUAGACAACAGGCUUCGUCGCCUCUCAUCAGAAAUUGAAAUAUUAAAGAAGGACAACUCUCUGUAUAAAACCAAGAUAGAAGGAAUCAAGAAUCUCAUUCAAGAAUUAAAGAAGUUUGUAAGCAAAAGAUUUUGCGAUGUUGGUGAAGAGUUUAAGAGUCUGGGCCAGAGCAUGGACAAAUGGUUUGAGAAUCCUUUCAGUUUUAAUGAGAACAAAUUUAAGGAAUCAUUUGACAUCUGCGAGAAGAAACGAUGCAAGAUUUUUGCCGGGUGGGGAACCAACGGUACGUUAGAAUGGUGUCUGCAAAAACUCAAAGAUAUUAGGAAUGAUGAAGUUUGUCACAAAGAACUGUGGGUUCCAGAGAGUGAAAGUGAAAGAAUCAUCAAUGAUAUUGCGCACUAUAUCCAUGAAUCAUGGAUGCUAGCUACAACACGAUUUUCCCUCGGGGAGGAUUUAGUACAAAACAGACUUAAAAUUUUGAAUGGAGACAUUGAAAGGCUGAGAACUGAACCUUUGAACGUUACUGAAGAGGAAUUCUACAAAUUUGUUCUGAAUUUUGGGAAACGAGAGUCCUUUGAGGUGCUGGAAACUCUGAGUUACGUAGUCUUGAGUCCCAGCAAACGGGUCAAAGUCUCUGAGAUUUUCAACUGUCCCGAGAUACUGAGUCUUCCUGAUGGAGAUAUAAUUUCGUUUGAGAGUUUAUUUGCCGAGAUGGAAACCACUCUCAUACAGGGAGUAUCUGGAAUGGGUAAAUUAACAUUGCUGAAAUUUAUAGUCUAUGAAUGGCUCUCCUCCAAAACUGACGCACAAAGUUACGGUGGUGGUUAUGACAUAAUCAUUCCAAUAAAUUUUCGAGGAUGCUCGGAACGUUUGUCUGAUUCCCUGAGUGGGGUCAUUCGUUCCUAUUUGCCAAAAACCUUUAAGAAAUUCCAAGGAGAAAAGGAAAUGAUGGAUUGGAUUCUGAAGGUCAAGGCUCUAAUUGUUUUCAAUAGACUAGAUUUAAGAAAUCCCAGUUGCAAGAAACUUUUUGAUGAUAUUCAAGAUCUGAACAAAGUGGGGAACUUCAAUAUUAUCUGUACUGCUAACCCAGGGAAAAUGACCGAGGAUUUACAAAGUAUGUUUACGAAACAUUUAGAAAUAAGAGGCUUACCUGAAAAAAACAUGGAGGAUCUUUUUAAGAAGUACCAAUCAGCUGUAUAUGACGUAGUUGACGAACAUUCUUUAUCUUUCUUCAGAAUGAUGUUCCCUUUCGUAAAAGAUCAGUUUAGACUGCCACUCAACAUGGCCUACUUUUCAUUAAAUCUAGCAACUUAUUCGACGUCAGUGAACUGUCAUACUACGAUAUACGACACUCUUCACAGUUUCUACGAAAUUAAGAGAGAAAGGUUGAUUAUGAAACUGGUUCAAGAUCUCUUACUAUCUCAAGUGAGCAAGACCUCGCUGCAAGAAAAGGUAUCAAAAAUCAUGCUAUCUCUGAAGGAGGAGGCUUUUGAAAGGUUGAAAAUGCAAAGCUUGCGGUUGAGUGAUGCUGCAAUGCAGAGACUGGGCGGACUGUGUGAACGUCUAGAACUGCCUGUGGAAGAGAUACUCUGCGCCUUUCUUGCACCGGAAACCUGUACUGAGGACGAAGAGAGCACGAUUAAAUGGCAUUUCCCUAACAAGGAGCAGCAAAGGUUCUUAGCUGCCCUCCACGUCCAUGAUCUAAUUUCAGGAAAGCAUAAACUCGAGAGUGUCACACUUAUUCAUACUGACAUGAUAAAGUAUUUCAUUAAGUACCAGGUGCCUUGUCACAGGUUUUCAAGUAUUCUAAAUUCGACGUUAGAGACACUCACCAAAAUGUAUUCCCACUCACUCUCAGAAGCAUUACACAAUCUGAGGAUAUCGAGUCGGCAUGAAUAUCAAUAUUUGCUUGUUAUUUUAAUUGGGAUUUACCAUAGAGCUGGGGACGCUGUAAGUGAGAGCACGGUUAGUGAGACCGUCAAUCUGUUAUUGGAGUCUGGUAACCUUAACAAAGAUAUCUGGGCAAGGAUCUUCAAUAACAUCUAUUUCGAUGAAAACUCCUUGAAGAUGAUAUAUCAGAAUCCCAGAGUUGUCAAAGGAAUAACAGAAUGCCACAUGACCAAGACUAGUUACAAGGAAAUAUUACUUUAUGGCAAAUGGUUCAGAGGAAGCUGUCUACCUGAGACAGAGGUUACUGAUCCCCAGAAAAACUUGUCUGAAACUUCAGGUUUGAAAGAACUACUGAUAGUUCUCAUCAGACGCCAAUAUAAUAUUGACCAGAUCCUGGAUUACCUUUACUAUCACCCAGGAUUUCCUCUUGGUAACGCCUACUUACAGGAGCUUAUAAUGAAGCGAUUGGCUGAUAGAAGUCUAAGAAACUACAAGGGUCCAAUCUUUCCAGAGGCAAAGAUUCCAGGAAAUGUUAAAAACCUGUCUGUUAGUAUUGGUUGCUCCAAGUCAUUAACACCACUCAAAUGCUUCUUAGAAUCUCCUCAUGACGUAAAAUAUAUUGAAAUCUGCAUGAAUGUAGAGACGAUAGAUCCCUCUUGCCUGAAAUGCUUGGCCUGCCCUUCAGCUAGCCUCUUUCUGCUGUACUUACCUGAUGUCAAAAACAGCACUGUGACAAAGGCUUUAGAUAUCACCUGCAAAUUACAGCCACUGGAUAUAUGCAUGCGAAUUAACUUCCCAAGGUGCAAACUAGGCGACAAGGACUUUGGAAAACUUCUUGAAGGACUAGGGAAGCAAAAGAGUAAAAGGCCACGUGAAGUGUACUUCCCUUCAUGCUACAAGAAAACAGAAAGAAAGCCUAGAAGGAAGAGUCUAGAGAACCAGUACAACGUCCUAUUCCAUUUCACAGAUUUUCAGUACUGGGGAUCGGACGAGGUGGUUUGAACACUCAAGAGACGACAUACGAAGUGACGUUGUGAUCGCACUCCAUAGCGAGUUUAGCGCCACAGUGGCGGGGUUGGUUUGGUGUUUGCUUCUCACCUCGGUGGUCGCGGGUUCGAUUCUCGGCCAUUCCAUUGAGGAGUGAGAGAUGCGCUAGAAGUUCACUCUCGACGUGGUUCGGAAGUCACGUAAAGCCGUUGGUCCCGUUGCUGAAUAACCACUGGUUUCAUGCAACGUAAAAACACCGUACAAACAUAGCGAGUAUACAUAGCAAACGAAGCCAUAAAAACUAAUAAGACAGUUGGUUUUAUUGUUAUUUGAAUUUGGUCACUUUCAAUCAGUGAGUGAGUUAAUUUUUACACAUGUAAUUACUCUUUUAUGUUAUAGCAUCUACUGUCAGCAGUAUAAGUUCAUAUACUAUUGUCAUCAAGAACGUCCUAUUUAAUUUCCGUAAGUUUACUGUCAGUAUUAUAUAUUCAUUUAUUAUUACGUCAUCCUGAGUCCCUUCUUUAAUUUCUGUAACUAUUUUCAUCAAGCUCCAACUACCUUCGUGUUCAUCUUAUGGUCCCCCUACACGGUAGUCAAUAUUGACCUAUAUACAACCGGUAUUGUCAAAACCAUUGAACGCCUAGGGAAAAGGUUAAAGGGUCGUUCAUUAGUACUGAAACAAUGUAAGUUGACAAUAGCAAGUCUCUCGUUUGUGGGUGGUAUUGACAUUAAAACCACACUUUUCACAUCAACGCGGAGCUAGCCAAGUUCCAAAGAAUCAGGGAAGUGUUUAUUAGAGAAUGGAUUCGCCUAUACAAAGGGAUGCCAGUCCUCUGGAAGGUGAAAGCAGAGGGGUAUGGCAACAUAAAUAAGAAACGGGAGGACUAUGCAUUAUUGCUGGGGAAAUACAGAGGGAAAUACUCAAAUGCUGCCCCACAAGAUGCAGAGAAGCAUAAUUCGCUGAGAACAAACUUUUGCAAAGAACUGAUGAGGGAGUCGAAGAGGUCUGGCUCAGACCCUGAUGAAGUCUGUGAAACUCCUGCAGAGUCGAUUAAUACCAUAAUGAUAAUGAGGAUUCUGCUUCACAAUUCAUCAUGAUUCUGUAGCGGAUACUGCCUACUAACUCGUGAUGAUACAGCAAAGAUACUGUUUUCAUAAUUCAUGAUUCUAUAGCAGAAUUCUGACUUCACAACUCAUCAUGAUUCAGUAGCAGAUACUGACUACAUAACUCGUGAUGAUACAGCAAAGAUACUGACUUCAUAAUUCUAUAGCAGGAUUCUGACUUCACAACUCAUCACGAUUUAGUAGCAGAUACUGACUUCAUAACUCAUGAUGAUACAGCAUAGAUUCUGACUUCAUUAUUCAUGAUGAUACAACAAGGAUUCUGACUUCAUAACGCAUGAUGGUACAGCAAGGAUUCUGACUUCAUAAUUCAUUAUUUUAGAGCAGGGAUCGUGACUUUAUAAAUUCAUGAUUAUGUACCAAGGAUUCUGACUUCAUAAUUCAUCAUGCUUAAAUAGUUAUAUAAAUAUAGCUACUGUUUUGACGGGAUGACAACAUAUGAAAGAAUAUAUAAAAAUGAAAACUUGUACCAGUUGUUCAUUCAACGACGCUUUCUCUGGGUUUUCUUUAAGCAAAACGAGGCUAACCAUAGGAGCAGUAUCCAACAUGAUGCUUAUAUGAAGUCUAUUAGAAAACUAGAUAUUGACCAUAAAAGUGAAUGGUCUGAGGGCAAAAGAUUGACUCAAUAAGAAUCGAGACUAUUAUAUUGACGUCAAUAAUAUGUAACGUGUAGUGGUAGGUACUCUAAUUAGACCGAUUUUCUGCUUUUGUUUUGUAACGUGUUUCUUAUCUUAUAAUUUUGCCCUUUCCAUUUACGUUCGUUUUACAUUACUCGUUAUUCUUUGUUCUUAUAUUUUGUAGUUUAUUGUUAUUUACGUGUACCUACCUACUAUUCAUUGCAUUCAAAACUUGUUUUACUGUGAAAUUUAAUUUAGUCUGCUAUUUUAUGUAUAUUUACUGUUAAUUUUUAUUUCUCUUGUAUCUUUAUUGCCACCUUAAACCUGUAAAACAAAUGAUAGAGAAAUAAAAAUUCAAGUGUAAAUGAUUUUUUCACGAACCCCACGGUAGAUUAGUACGUACAGCCCAUUAAAUUGA